Lineus longissimus is the source of this 5703-nucleotide messenger RNA. RefSeq lists its product as uncharacterized. Gene Ontology annotation, biological process: DNA integration. The coding region runs from base 1 to 5703 and encodes 1900 amino acids. NCBI's taxonomy places the organism in Eukaryota, Metazoa, Nemertea, Pilidiophora, Heteronemertea, Lineidae. The record is from RefSeq and is a predicted model, not a curated record. Gene Ontology annotation, molecular function: nucleic acid binding. The transcript has a single exon.
AUGAGUAAAGAUCGAGCCGACCUCCCGCGCCCUGGCUGCUCGCAGGACGCGCCAUCAGAACAAGACAUGCAAGUUGCACGUGUUGAUGUACACGAUGCACGUAGCGAUGUACACGAUGUACGUAGCGAAGGCACGCAUACAGAAGACUGUGAACAGGAUGAGUAUAACCUCAAUGGAUUGCAUGCUGAUGAUGAUGAUGAGCGUGAGAAAUGUUCUGAGAAAGAGGUGAGAGAAUGGAAAGCCCAGAAAGCUGUAGAUAAAGCAGGUUUUACAAAGACAAGAAGAAAACUGGCGUCGUUGCUGGACGAUGUGUUGGAAGAGUUAGGCCUAGACACCGAUAGGGAUACAUCCUUGAGUGAAGAUGCCCGUAAUCAAAUAGAAGCAGCUGCCAAGAAGGUUGAUGAUGCUCAAGAGAGGGCGAUGAGAACCAUGUCGAAGCUGACCUACGCGUAUUUAGACAAUGGAAAACUUGAAGAUUUCGACAAAAUCUCUGAUGAGAUGGAGAAGAUUGCGCAAGAGUAUGACGACAUAAGCAAGAAACUCGAGGAGUUUUAUGUAUCAACGAAGAAAAAGCGUGUUGAGGAAACGCCAGUAGUAACCAGCAGUCCAAGAAGGCCGCCCCCUAGUGUUACCACUGCCAGUGGUACCAGUGACACUAUCACCAGUCGUGGUACUACCACUACUAGCAGCAGUAGUACCAGCCCAAGCUCAAGACCAGUUGCUGCAGCGGUCACGACCAGCAGUUCCCGUAGAGUCUCAUCCGGAAGUUCCAGUUCUCAGGCCGUUGAGUUUGAUCCUACAAGGCAUUUAACCCGCGUUACUAUCCCCAAGUUUAGUGGUGAUAAGAGAAACUACUCAGCAUGGAAGGCUGCCUUCACUAGUUGCGUCGAUGAAACCACUAUCACUGCAGAGUACAAGCUGUUGAGACUUAGAGAAUGCCUUACUGGUGAAGCUCUGAAAGUUGUUGAUGGGUUGGGGUAUUCAGCGUCUGCAUAUGAAGUUGCUAAGGAUCGCCUGGAGAGAAAAUACGGAGGCCAGAGGAGGCAGCUUAUCCUGAGACUGGAUGAGUUAGAGAAGUUCAAGCAAGUCCGUGAUGGGAAUGCAAAGGAUUUAGAGAAAUUGGCAGAACUAUUAGAUGUCAUCACAGUUAAUUUGAAGGAUGCGCACCAGGAAUCUGAAUUGGGCAGUGGCAGUUUGUUUCUGUCAAUACAGCGGAAACUGAGUGAGCUUCUCCUUGCACGCUACCACAGAUGGGCCUAUGAUAAAGCAAAAGAGAAAACUGUGAUGUCCCUUCGAGAAUUUGUAAAUGAAGAAAAAGAGUUUCAAGUCAACGCUAUGGAAGCCAUCAAUGGUGUGAGGGAUUUUCCCAAGAAAGACCCAAGAAAAGAUAGGAGCUUUGUCACGUCACAAAGUAGCACAGACCGUCAAUCACAGUCACACUCCGGAGCCAUGGGAAAAUACACCAGAUCAUGCAAUGUAUGCGGUUCAGAGCAUGGAGCAUGGGAAUGUGACAGCUUCAAGGCGAUGUCAGUGGACCUGCGGUGGAAAACAGCCAAAGAAAAGAAACUUUGCUACAGAUGUCUUAGCGGUAAUGGUCACAGAGCAGAAAAGUGCCCAAGGACACGUCAAUGCAAGAUAGAUGGCUGCAAACAGACACACCACCGGUUGCUGCAUGGAAAAGCGAAGAGAGCUGAGAGUCGUCGACCCAUGGAAGGGAGUGGUAACUACCAAGACUCAGAUGAGAGCACAAUGGCAACAGUGACACUGGCUGCAAAGAACUCGAGUGAAAUCGCGCUGAGAACCGUUCCAGUCAUAAUAAAGCAUGGUGGAAAAAGAAUAAAGACUAACGCCUUGCUAGAUGAUGCGAGUACAUCGACCUACAUAGAUGCAAACUUAGCUGCAGAACUCGGAGUGCAAGGGAAAAUUGAACAAACCACAGUUAACGUCCUAAAUGGAAAGCUGAAGACAUUCACCACCAUGCCAGUUGAAGUGGGAAUAGAAAGUUUGAAUCGACGAGUAGAUAUGAAGAUUUGGGCAAAGACAGUGGAUAAAGUCACGGGUGAUUUAAAAGCAACAGAUUGGUCUUUGAAGCAGGAUCAAUAUAGCCAUUUGAGAGAUAUCCAGUUUCCAAAGAUUGGUAAGAGAACCUCAGUGGAUCUCCUGAUAGGUGCAGAUUACAGUGAGCUACAUCAAAGCAUUCGAGACGUCAUUGGUCGACCUGGUGAACCAACAGCGAGAGAGACAAGACUGGGAUGGACGUGUAUCGGUCCGGUAGGGACUCCCUCGGGCCAAAAGAGGGAGGCAACCAACAUGGCUUACAGCUUCUUCACCAAGGAGUCGCCAUUGCUGCAUGAAAUCAAUGAUAACCUGAGAGCAUUUUGGGAGAUAGAGAGCAUCAGCAAAGUGAAUGAAGGACAAACCCCCUUGAAUGAGAGUGAUCGGAAAGUGCUGCAGAAUGCCAGAUCGUCAGUCAAGAUAGUAGAGGACAGAUAUCAAGUGGCCGUACCAUGGAAGGGAAACCACCACCCAGCAAUGCCAGAUAGCCGGGAGAUGGCUGAGAAACGGCUGAUAUCAACAGAGACCAAACUGCAGAAAAAUCCAGAGCUUGGAAAAAGUUACUCCCGAGUCAUUCAGCAAUACCAAGAAAAGGGUUACAUUAAGAAGAUCAAGGAUGAUGAGAGAAAUAGUCAUCAGUGGUACCUACCACACUUCCCUGUGGUCCGUCCUGACAAGAGCACAACAAAAACAAGGAUAGUUUUCGAUGCCUCGGCGAAAGUUGACGGCGUCAGUUUGAAUGACAAUAUAAAUACAGGACCGAAGAUCCAAAACGAGCUGUUCGAGGUAUUACUGCGCUUUAGGAGGUACCCAGUUGCUAUUGUUUGCGACAUAGCGGAGAUGUACCUGCAGAUAUCCUUAGAAGAAGAAGAUAAAAGGUAUCACCGAUUUCUGUGGCGGGACCUAGAAGACAGGACAAGAGAUCCAGAGAUGUUUGAGUUCCAGCGACUUGUUUUUGGAAUCAACAGCUCACCGUUUUUGGCACAGUUGGUUUCUCAAGAGCAUGCAAGAGCCCACCAGACACAGUGCCCUAGAGCAGCAGAGGCAAUUUUGAAGUCAACUUACAUGGACGACACUCUUGACUCAGUGAACGAUGAUGAACAGGGAAAAAAGCUGUACAGAGAGUUAUCAGCAUUGUGGAAAGGAGCUGGGAUGCAUGCCAGAAAAUGGUUGUCCAACUCACCCGAAGUUUUAGCCAUCAUACCAGAUGAAGAUAGAGCUUCAGAGAUUAAUUUGGAGGAGGGAUAUUUGCCAUCAGUAAAGGCCCUUGGAGUGCUGUGGAAGGCGGAAGAAGACGCGUUCUGUUAUCGGCUGACACCCCCUGCUGCUGAUCUCAAGCUUACGAAGAGGAGCCUACUGCGAAGAAUAGCAACCAUUUUUGAUCCCCUUGGGUUGAUGUCGCCAUAUGUUAUACAAGGAAAAAUCAUCAUGCAGGAUGUAUGGAUGUGUGGCGUGGAAUGGGAUGAAGAAUUGCCAGAGGAGAUUGAAAAGAAAGCUUGGGAUUGGAUAGUUGAAAUCACAGGGUUGGCCCAAGCCAGGAUCCCUAGAUGCCUACAACUUGCUGAGGAGAUGACAAGUUUCCAACUUCACACCUUUGGUGAUGCCUCAAAAGAUGCAUAUGGGACUGUGGUGUAUGCAAGAAGCACCUAUGCCAGUGGAAUGGUAGCCACAAGGAUUGUAGCGUCCAAGACCAAGGUUGCACCGUUAACCUCAGUGAGCAUCCCGAGACUAGAGAUGAUGGCGGCGGUCCUAGGACUUCAACUCAGUCUGAGCAUUGUAGCAGCAUUGGCCACCAAUGUCAAGGAGGUGGUGUUUUGGAGUGAUAGUCAAAACGUUCUCUGGUGGAUAAAGCGACCUAGCAGAAAACUGAAACCUUUCGUUGCCAACCGAGUAGGCCUGAUACAGCAACAUACAGACCCUCAACAGUGGAGAUAUGUGCCAACCAAAGAAAACCCAGCAGACCUGCCUUCAAGAGGUGUAAGAGCAAAAGACCUAGCAGAGUCCAGCCUAUGGUGGGACGGCCCAGAGUUUUUACAGAGGGAUUCUUCAGAGUGGCCAGAGAGAGUUGUUGGACAGGGAGAUGAAGUCCAGGAUGAAAUGAAAAAUGAGAGCAGUUACCUCAGCUUGGAAGAAAAGAACAGUCUAAAACAAGUGAUGAACCUUGCAGAUACAAGACUAGACCCUUCCCGAUUCUCCAGCUGGCAGAGAUUGACACGUGUUCAUGCAUGGGUGCAGCGGUUUAUCGGAAAUUGUCAGGCAGCCCCCACUGAGAGGAAACAAGGAGAACUAGAAGUUGAGGAAGUAAAAGCGACUGAGUUACUCUUGAUUAGACAGUGCCAAAAAGAAGCCUUUGCAGAGGAGUAUAGCGCGUUAUGCCAUGGAAGGGAGCUGCCCAAGUCCAGUCAAAUAGCUGGCCUGACGCCAAAAUUAGAUGCCGACUUCUUACUUCGUAGCAACAGUCGUCUAGCUUAUGCUGAUAAUCUGUCCUAUGAAGCCAAGUUCCCGAUAAUACUACCGAGAAAACACCACGUGACCCAGUUACUGGUGAGAUUCUACCAUGAAAGAGAGAAUCAUGUAGCUGGGACAAACAAGAUCUUGUCAGAGAUGUCAGCCAAGUAUUGGAUUAUUAGAGGUCGAGAGGAGAUCCGGGAUUGGGAGGCUAAGUGCGCAGCCUGUGAACGUAAGAAGGCAAGAGUAACGUCACAAUUGAUGGCCCCCCUGCCAAGAACAAGAGUGAGUCCACCAAUGAGAGCCUUCUCAGUUUCUUCAGUCGACUAUGCUGGACCGUUUCUUACUAAGCAAGGACGAGGGAGAGUACAAACUAAGAGAUACCUGUGCCUAUUUACUUGCCAUGCCUCGAGGGCGGUACACUUGGAGAUGGCAUAUGCUUUAGAUACCAACUCGUUCCUGAAUGCCUUCAACAGAUUUACUCACCGUAGAGGCGUCCCAGUAGAAGUUACUUCAGAUAAUGGCACGAACUUCGUUGGGGCUAACCGAGAAUUGAUGGAAUUGGUGACCCAGCUGGACCAAGUGAGAGUAACUAGAGAUGGAGCAGCGCGAGGAAUAAAAUGGAGGUUUAAUCCGCCACAUGGACCUCACUUUGGUGGAAUUCAUGAAAGUCUGGUGAAGAGUGCAAAGAAGGCGAUAUAUGCUGUACUUCAGAAAGCAGACAUCACAGAUGAAGAGCUGAGCACUGCAUUCACUGGAGCUGAAGCCCUGCUCAAUUCCAGGCCGUUGUCUUACCAGUCAGCAGAUUCCAAGGAUGCUCCCCCUAUAACACCUAACCACUUUCUAUUUGGUCAGUGCGGCGGACAGUUUGCCCCAGAAGAGAUAGAUAGCUCAGAUUUCAACCCAAGACGACGAUGGAGGAGAGUUCAGGAGCUACUGAAGGAAUUUUGGUCCCGGUGGUUAAAGGAGUGGCUCCCUCUGUUGCGUCAGCGCCACAAGUGGAGAGAUGUCAAGAAGGAUUUAGAAGUAGGAGACGUUGUACUGGUGGCAGAUCCUGGAUCAGUGAGAGGAGAUUGGCCAAUGGGACGAGUAACAGAAGUGUUUACCGGCAGAGAUGGUCAUCGUCGAGUGGUCAAAGUCCAGGUUGGCGAGAAGACUAUGAUAAGGCCAAUCGUCAGGUUGUGCCCCCUGCAGUGCUGA